Messenger RNA from Eruca vesicaria subsp. sativa (arugula), 1927 nucleotides. Lineage: Eukaryota; Viridiplantae; Streptophyta; Magnoliopsida; Brassicales; Brassicaceae. The record is from the annotation of a GenBank genome assembly.
UCAGACUCUCUGCCUCUUGGAUCAGAUCUCUCCGCGGGUCGGGUCAAACCUCAAAUCAAAGCUAACAAUCCCCACACAUGGCGGCAGCGACGCGACUCCGCACGCUCCAAUCCCAACCAGAGAACAAAACCUGCGUCGACUGCUCGCAAAAGAAUCCACAAUGGGCCUCAAUCUCCUACGGCAUCUUCAUGUGCCUAGAAUGCUCCGGGAAGCACCGAGGCCUCGGCGUCCACAUCUCAUUCGUCAGAUCCGUCACGAUGGAUUCCUGGUCCGAGAUCCAGAUCAAGAAGAUGGAAUCCGGAGGCAACGAGAAGCUCAACAAGUUUCUCGCUCUCUACGGGAUCUCCAAGGAGACGGAGAUCGUCUCCAAGUAUAACUCCAACGCGGCGUCUGUGUAUCGCGAUCGGAUCCAGGCGUUGGCGGAAGGGAGGCAGUGGAGAGAUCCGGUGGUUGUUAAGGAGGUUGUUAAUAAUAAUAAGAAGAAGCCUCCGUUGGGCCUGGCCCAGGGGAGUGAUGGAGGGUGGGAUGAUUGGGAUAACGAUGAUGCGUUUAAGUCUCCGAGGAGGAAUCAGUCGGCGAGUGAUUUUAGGGGUUAUGGAGGUGGUGGUGGUGGUGGUGGUGGUCCGGCGAAGUCGAAGUCGUCGGAGGAUAUAUACUCGAGGUCGCAGCUUGAGGCGUCUGCUGCGAGUAAGGAGAGUUUUUUCGCGAGGAGGAUGGCGGAGAAUGAGUCUAAGCCUGAGGGGCUUCCUCCUUCGCAGGGAGGGAAGUAUGUUGGGUUUGGAUCGAGUCCUGGUCCGAGUGUGAGGAGUAAUCAACAGAGUGGUGGUGGUGGUGAUGUUUUCUCUGUUGUGUCUGAGGGAUUCGGGAGAUUGUCUCUUGUUGCCGCAUCUGCUGCGAAUGUUGUUCAGUCAGGAACCAUGGAGUUCACUUCAAAGGUCAAAGAAGGUGGCUUAGAUAACACCGUAAGUGAGACUGUUAAUGUUGUUGCGAGUAAGACAACAGAGAUUGGACAGAGGACUUGGGGGAUCAUGAAAGGAGUUAUGGCAAUUGCUUCACAAAAGGUUGAAGAGUUCACUAAGGAAGAAUCAUCAACCUGGAACCAACAGAAUAAGAAUGAGGGCAAUGGUUACUACCAGAACAAAGGAGCAACUAACUCAUCUCUUGGUGGGUCACAAUCAUCAUCAAGUUACCAAAACAACGAUCGUAACUCGAAUUCGUGGGAUGACUGGGGAGAAGAGAACAACACUAUCAAAAAGGAAGCCGCACCAAAAGUGUCACAAUCUUCAUUAAGUGGUCACCAAAACAGUUACCGUAACUCGAACUCUUGGGAUGACUGGGGAGAAGAGAACAAAACGGUCAAAAAGGAAGUAGCACCAAAGGUGUCGACUUCUAAAGAUGAUGAUGAUGAUGGUUGGGCUGGUUGGGAUGAUAACGAUGCUAAAGAUGAUGAUGAUGGUUAUUAUCAGAGUGCUGCAGGGGAUAAGAAAUCUGCAGGCCACAAUGGGAAACCAGACACUGCUUGGACUGGUGGAGGUUUUCUCUAGGGGUGUGCCAGGAUAAAUGGUGAAUGAAAAGUUGUACAAUUAAGGAAAAAGCAAAGACUUAUGGUCGUUGUCUUCUGUCGCAAAGAGAUAGAGCACAAAGUGGUGAUUAUCUUGGUGAUCUCAACCAUUGUAAGCCCAUUGCAUGUCUGUUUUUCUUUUCACAUUAUUGAUUGCUUGGCGUUCAUGAACUAGUGAGCGUCAUGAUUUGCUCAUACAAUAUAGUUUUUUUUUUUAAGCUUCAUUACAUUUGGACAAGCUUUAUAGGGAACUGAUUGUUAAUCGAAUUGGGUUAUUCUUCAGUUCUUUUUUUAUUAUUUUUCUUAUAAAUUUGUAAUGACAUUUUCAACAAUUUUCGUCUAUUAAUCUUAAUUUUUUGCAAGAUA